AUGGCAUCAACUACCAGACGGCCAGUAGUUGCCAUUGCAGGGGCCACCGGCCAUCUCGGAAAGCACGUCGCAUCAGCGUUCCUCUCCUCCCGUUUCAGCAAUCAUUUUUCGGAAAUCGUCUUCCUCUCGCGGCAAGGCGGACCACCAGAGAUCGCAGACCCAGCUACAAAUGUCAAGCUCACGGUGCGACAGUAUGAUGAGGACAAUCUCGUCGAUGCGCUCAACGGCAUCCACAUUCUCGUGAAUACUGUGGGAGCAUCCGGCCACGCAUUCAAAGAGAAGCUCCUCCGCGCUCUACCGCAGACCCAAGUAGAAUUAUACUUCCCAUCCGAGUUUGGGGUGGACCACUACAUCCACGACUUCCCGCACUUGGAGUGGGAUCAGAAAAAGAAACACAUUACUCUGGCCCAGCAGCUUAUCCCCGGUAUCAAAGUAUGUCGUGUGUUCUGUGGACUGUUUCUAGAAGACAGUAUUGGGCCCUGGUUUGGGUUUGACACGAAGAAUGGGAAGUAUGAGAGUGUGGGAUCUUCCCAAUCGCUCGUGUCAUUUACCUCGCUCGGGGAUGUCGGGAAAGCAGUUGCCUCAUUGGCUGGUUUGCCCAAGGAGAAGAUCCCGGAGACAGCCCAUAUUGCGGGGGAUACGCGGUCCAUCUCGGAGAUUGCAUCGCUAAUGGGAGAUGCCGGUGCUGGGCAGGUUCAGGUGACGGAGAUCGACCUCCGGCAGUAUAAAGAGGAGACCACAUCGAAGGAAUCGAAAGAUCCGGCCCGUUUCCUGCGUUUCUUGAUGGGGGAGAAUAAGAUUAAUCACACCGGGGCGGGAAUUGGGAAUGAUGAUGAGUUGAUGAAUCCGGACCAGCAGUUAUGGAAGACACAUGGACAGCCUUGGAAGGACUUUGUAUGGCCUCCUCAGUGA
Messenger RNA from Aspergillus sclerotioniger CBS 115572, 912 nucleotides. RefSeq names its product isoflavone reductase family protein. The coding region runs from base 1 to 912 and encodes 303 amino acids. Lineage: Eukaryota; Fungi; Ascomycota; Eurotiomycetes; Eurotiales; Aspergillaceae. The record is from RefSeq and is a predicted model, not a curated record. The transcript has 2 exons.